This is a messenger RNA of Haliaeetus leucocephalus (bald eagle), 1069 nucleotides long. It is a transcript of the gene POU4F3, whose product is annotated as POU class 4 homeobox 3. Gene Ontology annotation, biological process: regulation of transcription by RNA polymerase II. The transcript has 2 exons. NCBI's taxonomy places the organism in Eukaryota, Metazoa, Chordata, Aves, Accipitriformes, Accipitridae. Gene Ontology annotation, molecular function: RNA polymerase II cis-regulatory region sequence-specific DNA binding; DNA-binding transcription factor activity, RNA polymerase II-specific. The record is from RefSeq and is a predicted model, not a curated record. Bases 1 to 1026 code for a protein of 341 amino acids.
AUGAUGUCCAUGAACAGCAAGCAGGCGUUCAGCAUGCACCCCAUCCUGCACGAACCCAAGUACCCCCACCUGCACACCAGCUCCGAAGCCAUCCGCAGAGCCUGCCUGCCCGCCCCCCAGAUCCAGGGUAACAUUUUUGCGGGCUUUGACGAGACCUUGCUGCGGGGUGCUGAGGCUCUGGCCGCUGUGGAUAUAGUAUCGCAGAAAACCCACCCCUUCAAGCCGGAUGCCACCUACCACACCAUGAGCAGCGUGUCCUGUACUCCUACCUCGUCCUCCGUCCACCUGCACCACCCGUCCGUGCUGACCACGCACCAUCCCCACCACCACCACCACCAGCCCUCCCAGGGCCUGGACGGCGAGCUCCUGGACCACCUCAACUCUGCCCUCCCCCUCGGAGGGGUGCCGGGCCCGGACGUGGGCUCCACACCUUCGCACCCUCACUCCCACAUGUCAGCUAUCAACCACAUGGCCCACCACUCCCAACCUAUGAACAUGUCCCACCCCCACGGCCUCGCUUCCCACGCCGUCAUCUCCGGCCCCGAGACGGAGACGGACCCCCGGGAGCUGGAGUCCUUCGCCGAGCGGUUCAAGCAGCGGAGGAUCAAGCUGGGGGUGACCCAAGCGGACGUGGGCUCCGCGUUGGCCAACCUGAAGAUCCCGGGGGUGGGCUGCCUUAGCCAAAGCACAAUCUGCAGGUUUGAGUCUCUCACCUUGUCCCACAACAACAUGGUGGCCCUCAAGCCCAUCCUAGAAGCGUGGCUGGAGGAGGCCGAGCGGGCCCAGAGGGAGAAAAUGACCAAACCUGAGAUCUACACGGGGGGUGACAAGAAACGCAAGCGUACCUCCAUCGCUGCCCCCGAAAAGCGGUCGCUGGAGGCCUAUUUCGCCGUGCAGCCGCGGCCCUCCUCGGAGAAAAUUGCCGCCAUCGCCGAGAAGUUAGACUUGAAGAAGAACGUGGUGCGGGUCUGGUUUUGCAAUCAGAGACAGAAGCAGAAAAGGAUGAAAUUUUCUGCCACCUACUGAAGAAGGGGUUGGGAGGGCAGUGGUGGGGAGUGUCUGCCUCCCC